Achroia grisella is the source of this 1693-nucleotide messenger RNA. RefSeq names its product heat shock 70 kDa protein 14 (gene Hsp70-14). Gene Ontology annotation, molecular function: ATP-dependent protein folding chaperone; ATP binding. The record is from RefSeq and is a predicted model, not a curated record. The transcript has a single exon. The coding region runs from base 220 to 1641 and encodes 473 amino acids. Gene Ontology annotation, biological process: protein folding. Gene Ontology annotation, cellular component: cytosol; nucleus. NCBI's taxonomy places the organism in Eukaryota, Metazoa, Arthropoda, Insecta, Lepidoptera, Pyralidae.
UUUCAGUCAGUCAGUCAGUUCACAAGUUCACAAUCUCACUCGCAAUAAUAGGUUUAGUCCACUAGAAAUUAACCUUAAUUUGAAAAGUUUUUGUACAGUGUUAUAAAAUAUAUAACUUUCGAAUUAUGAGCCAUAUUUAAUGAAUAUUACAAAAGUAGUAAGAACUAUUACAUAGAAAGUUUUGUAUAAAAGGAAAUAAGUAAAUUUACAGUAUCCGGAAUGGCUACUGCAUAUGGAAUACAUCUGGGUAACAAUUCUGCAUGUUUGGCAUCAUUCACAAAUGGCACAGCUGCCGUUAUAGCAAAUGAUGCUGGCGACAGAGUCACGCCAGCCAUAGUAGCCCUUAACGGUUCCGAAUGGGAGAUUGGACUUACGGCAAAAUCAGGUCAGGCAUUAUCAAAAGCCAUUAUAAAACACAAUAAACGACUUAUGAACUGUGACUGGAAUGAAGAAGAUUUGACAUAUGUAGAAUCAUCAUCGUCCUGUCGUAUUCAGAAUGAAGAAAAAUUGACUUAUGAGUUUGAGUCUGGUGAAGCUACUCAAUACUCAAACCCUGACAAUAUAACGACGAAGAUUUAUGCGAAACUAUUUACGAUAGCUAGCCAUUCAGUGAAGGAUGAGGGUGACUUGAAGUUAGUGUUAGCUGCACCUUUACAUUGGUCUAAUGAAAGUAGAGAGAGAUUAGUGAAAUGUGCAGAAUUAGCAGGAUUUGAUGUUUUACAAGUAAUAAGUGAGCCAGCUGCAGCACUAUUAGCCUACAAUGUAGAAGAUACUGCAGAAGAUAUAAAUGUCUUAGUUUAUAGACUAGGAGGAUCCUCAUGUGAUGUGUCAAUAGUAAAUGUAGCAGGAGGAUUUAUUACAGUUGAAAAAAAUAUCUUUCGUUCUGAUCUAGGAGGCCAAUGUUUGACAAAGGAUUUAGCUAACUAUAUAGCCCAGGAAGUCAAACAGAAGUGGAAGUUGGACCCACAAGAAAGCCGUAGAGCUAUGUCAAAGUUGUUGCAUCAUGCUGAUAAUUGCAAACAUGUCCUUUCUACCUUGAAUUCGGCACAUGUUUUUAUUGAAUCCUUAUUAGAUGGUGUUGACUGGAGUCAAAAUGUCUCUCGGGCAAGGUUUGAAAAUAUAAUUUCAUCAAAGUUGUCUGCUUAUAUUGAACCUGCCCAACAACUUAUUGCAAGUUUUAAUGGGAAAAUUCACAAAAUAGUGUUAUCUGGUGGAAGUAUGAAGAUUCCAAAAUUACAAUCGGCCAUUGCAAAUUUAAUACCAGAAGCUGAGGUUCUUUCAGGUAUUAAUCCCGAUGAAGUGAUAGCAAUGGGCUGUGCUCGAGAAGCUGGAUUGCUUUUAGAUGUACCUGAAUUUAAUAUGCAUGACCUGAAUGCAGAAGUUGAAUUUCUAGGAAAAGACAUUUACCUUAAAUAUUUAGAUCAGACUACCCAAAUUUUUAAAGAAGGUGCUCCACCAUUUGCUCAACAUGUUUCUAGCAUAGAUGCAGGUGUGGAUGCUAAAAAUAUAAGUUUCAGCUUGCACAAGGAUCCUGAUGGUGAACAAUUUGCUACUGAGACAUUCAAUGUGGAGUCUUUGAGUAAACCUUUUACUUUGAAAGCUACAUUAGAUCAUUCAAAAGUAAUUCUACAAAUAGAAUAGGUAUAUAAGAUGUAACUCUAAUUUGUAUAAUAUAAAUAUUGUGUAUUUUUGA